This is a messenger RNA of Arachis ipaensis, 333 nucleotides long. The record is from RefSeq and is a predicted model, not a curated record. NCBI's taxonomy places the organism in Eukaryota, Viridiplantae, Streptophyta, Magnoliopsida, Fabales, Fabaceae.
AUGCUGAAGCUGCACAGUGGUGACUCUGAGCCUUUUGAUGACCCCAAGAAGUACAGGUCCAUUGUAGGAGCCUUGCAGUACCUAACAAUAACAAGACCAGACAUUUCUUUUACUGCAAACAAGUGCUCUCAGUUCAUGCACAAACCAACUCUUGAGCAAUGGAAGGCGGUCAAGCGUGUGUUAAGAUACUUGCAAGGAAUGAUCUUUAGCAAAUGUACUGACUACAGAAUUCUCACCUUUGCAGAUGCAGACUGGGCAUCUGAUUUAGAUGAUAGAAGGUCUACCAGCGGGUACUUCGUUUUUCUUGGAAGAGUGGAAAGCAGUCAAAGGUGA